Messenger RNA from Nymphalis io (European peacock), 1186 nucleotides. RefSeq names its product enhancer of split mbeta protein-like. The record is from RefSeq and is a predicted model, not a curated record. The coding region runs from base 22 to 762 and encodes 246 amino acids. NCBI's taxonomy places the organism in Eukaryota, Metazoa, Arthropoda, Insecta, Lepidoptera, Nymphalidae. Gene Ontology annotation, biological process: regulation of neurogenesis; regulation of transcription by RNA polymerase II; anterior/posterior pattern specification. Gene Ontology annotation, cellular component: nucleus. The transcript has a single exon. Gene Ontology annotation, molecular function: protein dimerization activity; RNA polymerase II cis-regulatory region sequence-specific DNA binding; DNA-binding transcription factor activity, RNA polymerase II-specific.
CCCGCCGCGAGAGCAACAAUAAUGAUCCUUCCCACACGCACUAUGUCCCCGCCGCAUGGGGCUUUCCAUCCGCCGUCGCACGCGCAUCCUGACGAGGAGCCCGUUUCCCGUACUUACCAAUACAGAAAAGUUAUGAAACCAAUGCUUGAAAGAAAGCGACGCGCUCGUAUCAAUCGUUGUCUUGACGAACUCAAAGAUCUCAUGGUGACCGCGCUCCAAGCUGAAGGAGAAAACGUCUCGAAGUUGGAGAAAGCUGACAUAUUGGAACUCACAGUACGCCAUCUCCACAGCCUGAAACGAAGAGGACAGUUAGUGCUUAAACCAGAAAUGUCAUACGCUGAACGUUUUCGUGCGGGAUUCGCUCAAUGUGCUACGGAAGUGUCACAGUUUAUCACCAACGCUACUGUUGCAGCUAAUGCGAUGCAUCGACAAGGCCCAGUUGAUCCUCAAGCUGGAGCGAGGUUGCUUCAGCAUUUGAGCAAUUGUAUAAGAAGAUUAGAAGCUCCUCCAGUUGUGCAACCUCAGCCGCUUGCGCCUGGUGCUGUGGCAAGACCUACUCCAGUGCAAGCGAUAGCACCAGCACCGGCUGCAGCACAAGUCCUUCAAAGGACGUCAAUAGGAGAACGAGGAGUUAAAAGACAGGCUGAGGAACCGAUUGACGUGGAAACGAUUGGAACGAAGAGAGCAUAUGCACCGCCCUCACCGCCACACAGCCCCGCCUCCGAAUCAGACUCCGCCCAGUCGAUGUGGCGGCCGUGGUGACCCACCGCCACCUCGUGAUCUCCUCCACGUCCAGGACUGUGACACCAGUGUGAUAGUUACGAAUGUUUUGUUGUUUGAUACCGUUAACGUUCCUAGAACCGAUGUGUUAGAAAAUUAUGCAUGAACUCGCUUUGCUUGUUGGAGUUUUGUUUUUAAUUUAAUAAAAUAAGGUUUUGUUUUUACGAGUUAACUGUUAUUUUUAUAUUCCUAACUUCAACAUCUUCCGCGUCGGUUAUGCAUUUACUUGUUAAAAUGAUAAGAAGUACCAUAGUUUAGCGUAGUACCUAAGUUAAUACUGUGAUACAUAUUUGUAGACUCUACUCGAACAGGAGUUUGUUAGGUCUAUGUAAAGACAUAUGCUUUAGAAUAUACAUCGCUAUAAUAGUGAAUGAAAAGAGAAUAAUAAAGAGGUUGUAUAUUAUAA